AAACUCGAAAAAUGUAUUUAUUUACUAUUUUGGCGUUAUCCGUGUUGUAUGUGAUUGAAUAAAGUAUGGUGUUAUCGUAGUUUUCGUGGCUGUCGGUCGUCGGAGUCCCGGUACUGGUGGUCGGCGGACUGCGAUAUUAUAAUUUAUAGCACAGAAUAGAUGAAAUAAUAUAAUAUAUUCUGUGUUAAUAGUAAAUAGAAUAUAGUCCAUAUCGAAUAUGGUGUGUCUGUGUGCUAGACGGUAGUGUGCUACUCAAACUCGAUACUCGUACUCACUACUUGUUUGUCGGUAACGAAUAUUUCACUAUUUUAGUAUUAAUUGUAUGUUUUUCAAUGCUCGAAAUCAAACAAAUUCUGUCUAGUUGAACUUACAACGAUACAACCCCCCUACACUGCAACUCUUAACUAAAUUAUAAUGGCUAUGCUUCCACCUCGGAAAACGAAGACCGUGUCAACUGAAAAGAGUUGUAAACAUUCAAUGACGCCCCUUGAAACCCUUUUACAAAUGGGGUUCCCCCAAAAUCGAACAGAAAAAGCAUUAGCAGCUACCGGCAAUAGAGGAGUCCAAUUAGCUGCCGAUUGGCUCUUGGCUCAUGUCAAUGAUACUUCAUUAGAUUCCAGCACUAGUAGAGAGUAUAUCCUCUAUGCCUGUCCAAGUGGAUCAUUUAUGUAUGAGUUAAGGGAAUUUUGGAAUAAAUCAGCAAAUAAGUGUGGACGUAAUGGUGCUCAUAAUUUUUUGCCACAUAUUACUCUAGUAUCCUUUUUUCAGGUACCUGAUGAAUAUGCCAAUACACUAGUAUCUAUACUAAAAAAUGUUUUAGAUGAAGUCAUUAAAGAAAUGACAGUCAAUGACUUUCAUUUAGAAACUUACACUUCAUCAAAUUUUAUGGGGUUUUUUUUAUCUGAUCAAGGAUCAAGCUUUUUAAAAAAAAUUGCAGUACUGUAUGCAGAAAGAAUCACAGAGCUUGUUGGAGUUCAAGUAGAUCCUCAUUUAAAAUCUUUACAUUUAACUCUGGCCUAUCAGUUUGAUGUAAGCCAAAAAGAAACAUUGAAAUCAUUAAUUAAAUCCACAAUAAAUCCAUCAACACCAUGUCUAUGGGAAUUAAAGUUAUAUUCUAGAGAAGCAUUAGCUGCUUAUAAACAGGUGUAUAAGGUUGUGUAUGCACAUGUCCCACAAGCUGCUGAUGAACUAGAACUAAGAAUAGGUGAUUAUAUAUAUGUUUCUAAAGAAAGCAUAGAUAACUCUGUUGAUGGUUGGGCUGAAGGAAUGUCAUGGUUAACUGGAUGUAAUGGUUACUUUCCGCUAUGUUACACUGAACGUACUGCUGAAUCUGAUACAUGGACUCUACAUUGUUCAUUACCUUUAGAUGGUAGUUAUCACGAAUCUAUUGAAGUUAAUGAAACAAAUAUGACUGAAGAAAAACUAGUUGAAAAAUAUGGUACUAGUUUUGUUCCGGCUGAUUACACACCUCAUUCAGAACCUCCAAAAGGUCCCAAAUCUCAAAAAAUAUACAUAUGUCGACAUGGAGAAAGAGUAGAUUUCACUUUUGGAACUUGGGUGCCUUAUAGUUUUGAUUCCGAUGGGAAAUAUGUCAGAAAAGAUUUAAACAUGCCCCCAAAUAUUCCUCAACGGCGGGAUUUUCCAAACUCUUACCAAACCGAUACUCCUCUCACUUGUGUUGGUGAAUAUCAAGCUAAAUUAACUGGAUGGGGUAUGAAAGCUGCUCACUCAACCAAAUCAAUUCAACAUGUGUUUUGUUCACCAUCAUUACGCUGUGUUCAAACUUGCCACAAUAUCUUAGUUGGACUUGAUGUUGAUAAACAAGUUUCGAUUUGUAUUGAACCCGGGAUAUUUGAAUGGCUUGGUUGGUAUAAUCAGUCUGGGCUACCUGAUUGGAUGAAUAAUGAAGAGUUAAUAGCGGCUGGUUUUAAUAUUAAUUUCAAGUAUGAAGCUUUAGUAUCAUUGCCAUUCCUAAUUGAUAAUAUGUCAGAAACAGUUGAACAGUAUUAUAUUAGAUGUGAUGAAGUAAUACAGAAUUUAAUCAAAUCAACUGAACACAAAGGUGGUGAUAUAUUGCUGGUAGGUCAUGCUUGUUCAUUGGACUCUUUUUCAAGAUCGUUACUUCAUAAAUCUCCACGUAACAAACAAAAUUUUGUAAAAAUGGUUAAAGAUAUCCCUUAUUGUGGCUUAGUAACUCUAAUGACUGAUGGAAUUAAUGAUUGGACAUUUGUGGAUCCCCCGGUUCCACCAUUAACUAACUCUAUUAAUAAAAGAUUUAAUUGGAAAGUUUUAACCACAGACAUUGAUGUCUCCCCGAAUUAAGUUAAAACACGUUGACUGUUAUGUAACCGCUGGCGGUCUUCUGUAAGUCUUAAAUUGUAUACUCUUGUGACCACCGACACCCAUAGUUGAUCAUUACUACCAUGCCACAUCACCGCCGUUGACCGUAAAUUAAUAUGGUUUUAUAUUAUUAACUUUUCUAUGGCGCUACAAUAAUAUACUAAAAAGAGUGUUGUGGUGUAGUGGGAAUCAUUACAAUUUUUUGAUGUAAUAAAUAUUUUAUUUUAUUUUUAUAUUUUUCAAAUAUAACAGUAUAUUAUACAAAUUUGGAAUGACAUGGAAAAAUAUUCUUGGUGUGUCGCCGUGUCGAUAAUACAUAAUAUUAUCAGGUGACCGAUGGAGGUCACAUGAUAGUCAACGCAUUAAACCCAAAACUAGUAUGACCUGAUAUAAAACAAAAUAAAUGUCUUUAAAAUUAUAAGUUUUGAAAACCGCACUUAUUCUAACUUUGAAAAAAUAAUGGCAUAGUAUUGAAUAUUGUAUAUUUACAACAUAUGUUUAUUUUAAAUUAUUUAGGUUUUUAACAAUGCUGGGCAUUAACAAGUUUUAAAGUUUAAAAGUAUUUCUUAACAAAAUUACAUAAAGUAUUACAUUUUUAUUUAAAGCAACUUCUAACCUCCAACCUCUACAUUUAUCAAUAAUAUGCAGUUGCUAAUCUGUUAAUUAAUUAUAUAAACUUGUACAUUCAGUAAUUUUUUUUUAUUAC
Acyrthosiphon pisum (pea aphid) is the source of this 3046-nucleotide messenger RNA. It is a transcript of the gene Epp, whose product is annotated as Ecdysteroid phosphate phosphatase. The transcript has 9 exons. NCBI's taxonomy places the organism in Eukaryota, Metazoa, Arthropoda, Insecta, Hemiptera, Aphididae. Gene Ontology annotation, molecular function: protein binding. The record is from RefSeq and is a predicted model, not a curated record. The coding region runs from base 415 to 2322 and encodes 635 amino acids.